GUCGAAUAUAAAAUGCAGAUUCCAGAUUAGGGUUUUCUUUCAGCUUCUCACAUAGCAGAGAGAACCCUACAGAGCCGGAGGCCGUCGAGGUUUGCAGAAAUGGCGAAGUCUAAGAACCACACGGCUCACAACCAAUCCUACAAGGCUCACAAGAAUGGGAUCAAGAAGCCCAGAAGACACAGGAACACUUCAACCAAAGGGAUGGAUCCCAAGUUUCUGAGGAACCAAAGGUAUGCAAGAAAGCAUAACAAGCAGGGCGGUGGAUCUUCUAUGGAGGAAGAGUAGAGAUUCCACUUCAUAUUGCCUUUAGGCUUUUCAUUUUUCUUCGUUCGUUUGUUUUGCGGGAAUUCAAGGUGGUUUAACUUUAUGAUGUUGUCAGUUUUGGAUGUAGAACUACCCUUUUUCUCAUUGCAAAAUUUUCUUGCAAUGCACAAUUAAUGGCAAGCUAUCUCUGUUUUGACA
Molecule: messenger RNA, 462 nt
Organism: Nymphaea colorata (pocket water lily)
Lineage: Eukaryota; Viridiplantae; Streptophyta; Magnoliopsida; Nymphaeales; Nymphaeaceae
Product: 60S ribosomal protein L29-1-like
Exons: 3
Coding region: 100-285 (61 amino acids)
Biological process (GO): cytoplasmic translation
Cellular component (GO): ribosome; cytosolic large ribosomal subunit
Molecular function (GO): structural constituent of ribosome
Source: RefSeq, a predicted model, not a curated record